Molecule: messenger RNA, 2502 nt
Organism: Candidozyma duobushaemuli
Lineage: Eukaryota; Fungi; Ascomycota; Pichiomycetes; Serinales; Metschnikowiaceae
Exons: 1
Coding region: 1-2502 (833 amino acids)
Source: RefSeq, a predicted model, not a curated record
AUGGCUCAAUUCGACUCUUGUCCUGAUAUUCACCUGGAAAACUUCUUUGAAGUUGUCAUUGUCGGCGGCGGCACGUGUGGUCUUGCCGUGGCGCUGAGACUAUGUGAAAACGCUCCUGGUUCCAUAUACACUGAGGAGGAGCACCAGAGAUUCCACUGGUUGAAGACCCGGGGGUCCCGUGUCAGCACGAUCCACAAGGGCAUGACGAAAACGCUGAAAUACGUGGCACCUACCAAACUCACGGCAGAAAAUAUCCUCGUUUUGGAUGCGCUUCUGGAUCUGUUCAUGGGAGGCUGGGACAACCAGUUCAGAUCGUGCCAGAUUCCCCAUUUACGGCUGCCCAUGUUCUUUCAUCCGGAUCCCGUGAACAUCGACGGAAUGAUCACGUAUGCUCAUAGCACAAAGCGGGAACGUGAUCUUAUGGAGAUCCAGAAUGUCGUGGGAAAAGAGUACCUGAAGCACCAGAUCAAGAGAACCAUGAAAAAGAAGCACAACAAACAACCUGCUGUGAUUGGAGACCAGGCUGGCGGAAGCAACAGAAACCAUGAUCGUCUGGGCAUUGUGGACAUCAACAUGCGGGACUGGAGAGACUACUACCGUCCACUGACGCCAUUCUUCCGUGAUUUCUGCAAUGAUCUUAUCGACCGUUACAGUUUGCACAAUUGUGUUCGUAAGGACGAAGUCGUGAGCAUGAAGUACACGGAUUUGCACAUUUUCGACCGGAACCACGUUGAAAAGGGCUUUGUCAUUAAGACGGAAAGCGGCAAGAUGUAUGGUUGCAAAACCUGCGUUGUCGCCAGUGGACAUCGUGGAAAAGUGAACUAUCCAAUUUGCGGAUUGGGCGACAAGAAGCCCAGUUUGGAUGCUUCAUGUCACACGACAGAUAUUUUCUAUGAGAGGGUGCCUUUUCCACAUCCCCGUUUGGUCGAGAAGAUCCAGCCUGAAAGGGAGAAGAAGCGUGCUGGACUGAGGGGUUCGAGAGACGAUUCUUCGAAAAAGAUGCCUCGAGAGGAGAAGAUCGAAAAGAUGGGAAAAAUGGAAGAGAAGCCCGAGGAGAUGGACCAUUUGAAGGCAGAAGCCAUGGAUGUGAAGAAGGAUAUGGCACCGAGGGAGAUGGUCAAUGAAAAAUCUGAAAAUUCUGAAAAGAUGGAAACCUCCCAGACCCAGGCGGUGGAGAUGACUCAGGAAGAUAUUGCCAACGACUUGGAGCUGAAGCGGACCAAGAAGAAAAUGGCCCGUGCUAAGGAGAUGAAGGAGAAGAUGGCUAUGGCCGAGGAGAAGAAAAAGCAGGAAAUGCAGAUGGCCCAAAAGAAGCAGGCCAUGGAAGAAAAGGCCAGAGGGGAGGAAUCCAUGGAGCACGAAACUAUGGAGAGGCAAGAAUCCAUGAUGGAUGAAAAGCAGAUGGCCGAGGAGAAUGACGAGAGUUCGACUGGCCCUAGUCUGCCAAAAAUGGGAGAAAAGCCGGGCUCCGUUUCCUCAAUGUCCUCCAUUUCCUCAGUGGAGAAGGAACAUUCCAUGGAGAAGGAAGUGUCAAUGAAGAAGGAAACGUCAAUGAAGAACGAAAUGCCAAUGAGAGGUGAAAACUCCAUGAAAAACGAAAACUUUAUGAAAAACGAAACCACUGUGGAGAACAAAAUGGCUGACAUUGGCCCCACGGAUAUUCCCUCCAUGGACUCUAAAAGCCAACCAGCCGAAUCCAUGAAAGACCUGUCCACGAAAAAACCGAGACUGAAACCUCCCAUGGCCUCCAAACCACACUUAGUCAUCAUCGGCGGUGGUUUGACCUCAGCACAACUUGCCCACGUUGCCUGCCUCAAAGGAAUCCACGUCACUUUGGUCCUCCGUGGUCCGGUCAAAAUCAAGCAUUUUGAUUUCCACCUCGACUGGGUCACCAAGUACAGAAAUGUCAAAAAACUGGCUUUCUACAUGCUUGACACCGACGAGGAAAGAGCCCAGUUGAUUUUGGAUGCCAGAGGAGGAGGGUCCAUCAACCCAGAGUACCACAUGAAAAUCAACAAGCACCAGGCAGCCAAGCGUCUUCUGCUUAUGAAGUACACCACGAUGGAAAACGGCCAGUUUGACGAAAACAGCCAAAUGUGGAACAUGGAUCUUGUUACCAGAGAAGAAGGCAUGGAACCCAAGGUGACCAAUGUCGAUGCCGACUACGUGAUCUGUGCUACCGGUAUUCUGCCCGAUUUGCACGGUUUGGGUUUCCUUGACGAGAUUAUCAACGACUACCCUAUCGACAUUGUGGGAGGAUUCCCUUGUCUUACUGACAACCUCCAGUGGUGUGAGGAGUUGCCUCUUUACAUGGUGGGAAAGAACGCCAGUUUGAGAAUUGGGCCUACUUCCGCAAAUCUCGAUGGAGCCAGAACCGGUGCUGAAAGAGUAGGCUGGAAGAUCCAGGAGGAUCUCGUGAAGGAUGAAAGGGAAGUCGACGAUACUAGAUUACAGCUUGCGGGAAACAACCUCAACUGGUAUACGCUUCUCCUGGAGGCAUAA